AGCACCGUAAUUCACUUUGGGUAUUUGUUAAGAAGUCAGGUAAAUAGGCAAUAAUCGUGAAGGAAAGAUCGAUACAUUUCGAUCAAUUGAUUAGAUGAGUGUAACUGUAAAAAGUGCUUGAAUCAGCCAUGAAAACUUGUUAUCAAUCUGCUUACUUUUUCUUCUCAAGUUUCCCUUGUUUAACAAGUUUCUGAGAUACAUUGAACUAGCAAUUCAUUAUUUAAUGAAAAAUUUUCACAUAAAUUAUGAUUCAUUGUUUGAAAAAAACUAAAAGCUUGUUUAUUUAGUUUUGCUAUCAAAAUACUGAAAUGCCCAUCAAUAGCCUGCCAGAUGAAUGUUUACUCAACAUUUUCAUAUUUCUGGACAACUUAGAGGAUCUAAUCAACUGUUACAAAGUUUUAUCAUAACUGAACAAUGGCUUAGUAAAUAUCAGUGUCUCAUUGAAAUUCCUGUUUUUAGUGAAUUCGAGAUGGAGCCAUUUGGUCUCUUACAGAUUGUCCAAAGUUAAAUACUUGACAGCAUCAAAAUCUAAUGUAACCCUGGGGAUGAUAAACUUCAAUAAACCCGAUGUUUUAAAAGAGGCUGAUUUAGCUCGAUUGUUACCUAACCUUAAAAUACUUGACAUUACGCAUCCAUUUAAACAAGUUUUGAAUCACAAUGAGACUGUGGCAAUCAUUGAAAGUACUGAAACGAUUAAAGGGUUGAUAUUUGAAGCUAGUUCUCAACAUCUUUCUGUGACAAAACAUUGUAAAAAUCUCGAAAUGCUUGCAACAGGUGUCUUGGAAGAUCGCUUUAUUGAAAUUGGUUAUGGAUCUGAGAUCAAGCAACUUUAUCUCUGGAAUUACUUUCUAUCGACAUUCUCUAUAUUUGCUCAGUACUUUCCUAAAUUGAAAAGACUUCACAUUGAAAAUAGCGUAGGUAGUCUUUAUGAAUACAGAGGUCCUGUUUUAAAAAAUCUCGAGAUUCUUGAAGUGCUUUCAUCGUGCUGUGACGAAACAGAGGUUUACCAUGGAUUUAAGUUACUCGAUUCGUGUCCACGUUUAAAAAGUGCAUAUUUCUUCAUUGACUCUAACCAGGAUUUUUUGAACGAAUCCAUUAUAAACUCGACCGUCCAAGAUUUGGUCAUUUGUUAUAUGCCUGGCUGUGAACAAGAUUGGAUCUUUCUGAAGAAAUUUCUAUCCAAAUUUCCAAAUUUAAAACACCUUGCUCUGAGAGAGAACGAUAAAAUUAAAGAUAUUCAUAUAGAAGAGUUGAUUCAAAUAUUGCCAAACCUGAUAUUACUGGACGUGCGAGAAUCAUUUGGGGUAACGCAGAGAUCCGCUGAUUAUAUUAAUCGAUAUUGUAUGCGGAAUAAUCGUUCACUUUCAUUUUAUCACAAACCAGGCCAACGAAUAACAGGUGAUUGGUCUCAUUUAUCGACACGACAAGAAAGAGUUUGUCAAGGAUUUGAUUUCAUGAAACAUUGUUUUCUUAAAUCUUUUUAUCAACUGCCUCUAUUGAUGGAUCCUAAGGAUGAAAAUUGAUUGCCAUUCCAUUGAGUCUCAUUAAUUUGAUAACUAGAUAUUAUACAGCCUUUUACGCAACAAAAUUGAAGUGAUUUUAUUAUUGAACGUUUAUGUCCAUUUUAUAUGUCGGACUCACCCAAUCAUGAUUUAAUAUAUUAAAGAAAUUUUAUAUUAUAAUAA
This is a messenger RNA of Tetranychus urticae (two-spotted spider mite), 1685 nucleotides long. The record is from RefSeq and is a predicted model, not a curated record. Lineage: Eukaryota; Metazoa; Arthropoda; Arachnida; Trombidiformes; Tetranychidae.